Messenger RNA from Penicillium lagena, 489 nucleotides. RefSeq lists its product as uncharacterized. The record is from RefSeq and is a predicted model, not a curated record. Bases 1 to 489 code for a protein of 162 amino acids. NCBI's taxonomy places the organism in Eukaryota, Fungi, Ascomycota, Eurotiomycetes, Eurotiales, Aspergillaceae. The transcript has 2 exons.
AUGUUUUGCCUCCGAAGCUGGUUACCACUUCUCUUCAUUCCAACCAACGCAUCCCCUCUUUUCAUCAUCUCCUUCGUCGCCCUGACCUAUAUAAUCCACCGGCCAUGCAUCUACUGUUCAGCCCUGCUGCUGAUUCUCUUCAUCUCGUCCUGCCACUGGGCAGACCGCUGCAUCUUUGAUCUGCGCAGCAACUGGUUUGCGCCGCGCUACAGCUCCACUCCCGAUUACUAUUCCUCAAUUUCGGGCAACGGCACCUCUGCGGUAGUCGAUCCCAAUGAGAGUCUGGCCGGUUUUGUUUUUGAGACUAUCAAUUCAACAGCCAAGACGUUGGCGGGCGCCGCGGUCGAUGGUGUACAACAGCAGCUAGCUUCGCGCGGACUGGAGUCCAGACCGGAGGAGUGGACGGGCGUGGGCUUGGAGUGGUUGCGGAGUCUACUUGGACGUCGGGAAUGGACUCUUCCUUGCGUGGAUGUCAAGGUUCGCCUAUGA